CUGUAUACUACAGGUUAAGAAGAAAUUGGCUUCAUACAUUAGAACGUGUCUGAACAGCGCCAUCGAACCUGAUACGCUCACCUCUGGGAGCUGGUGCCAUACCAUCUGCGCCCCUCAAGAGACCUGGUCGCCCCGACCGACCCACCGAACACCACAUGAGCCUCCCACUCCUCUCUAGGACGGUAUGGCAGAGGCUUCCCACACCGGACACGACCACGCGCCGCUGCCCGCCUGCUGCUCGCCGGGCCAGCACCGGCUUGAGCGCGACCACUAGCGGCGUAAAACCCCAAACUAGACACCAGUUUACUACUCCAACUACUACUGACUACUCCAACCCCUCGCCUGCAAUCACAGGCAGCGACAAGACAGGCAUCGGCCUGGACAGCAUCACCUCGCGUUCCCAGUCGGGGGCGGUAAGACGACUAGGAGUUCAGUUUUUUAUUCUGCAACUGAACUUAUCUUCGGUAGCACAUAUUUCUCGUUUCAAUUCGAACUUCUUGUACUAUCGUCGUUCAAGAAUGCCGCCCAAGACGCUCGUCUUAUGCGCCACCUAUACACCACUCGGUAAGUCUACCAAGAAAUCAAGCAAGGCCUAAUAAAAGACCAUUAUCAAGGCGACGACGGAAAAGAGAGGGUGUCGAGGCCCUGGCCAAGUACACCAGUUCACAUCUCGUCGACGACACAUUUUCGACGAUGAAUGAACUCGGCGGUUGUUCUCUGCGCGAUAUCAAGGAGUAUAUCGGCGCGCAGUACAAAGUGGUGCCGAGAGACUGGCUCCGUUCCUCAGAAGCGAUCUGAAGGGCGCUGUGGAAGCCGGAACGCUCAUCCUGACGUGAAGACCUUUUGUCAAACGUAAGCUUCGGAAUACCACAAUUAUAAAAUCCAAUACGACCGCGACGGAAAACAUCAAUGCAUCUGCGUCUGGUGCAUCCAUUAAAAGGUGCAAAUCACAAGAAGACCGUGCCCAAUGGAACCAGCGCUGCCGUUAAAGCAAUAGCUGGUGCCGCAACUCUCAACGAAGAAGAGUGGACCCGCGACCAAAGAGUGAUAACGACGUCGAGAAUCAUCCACACACAUCAAUGACUGACUAUACAUACCAGUUUCCUAUAACUCUCACGUCAUAACAACUACAGACAUGCCAACAGAGGCUAGUGAUAAGACCGUCAAGAAAUCUUUUGACACCAAGAAGAAGUACGCCAUGGACGGCGUCAACCUUCUUCUCGCUCAGCACCUGAUCGACGUUGAGCUCUACAAGCAAGGCGAAGCGGACUCUGGUAUCUCCAGCGAGGCGAUGUCCGCGGUAACGUCGUUUAUCAACGACUGCUACCAGCGCAUCGCCGCCGGAGCGUCCGGCCCAGCUCCCAACAAGAAGAGGCCCACCGUCGCUUCGGCCUCGAAGGCAGCUCAGUCUUCCGUCAGGUCGCUGAUGGCCGCCGACGAGCCCACCAAGCACGUCGCCAGGAAGCGCGCCAGAGCCGUCGCCAAGCCGAGUCACCCUGAGGCGAUCAACAAAGCCAUCAGGGAGAUGAAGUAUGGCACGGGUAAAGGCUCCUCUCUCGAUGCGAUAGAGACGUACAUCGGCGCGCAGUACAAGGUCGACACUCAUAAAAAAUCUACCUAUUCAAGACCCAUUACUCCGAGAUCCGAUUUUAGCGUAUGACCACAAGCGUCUACUUUAUAGAUAAAAAUGUUAACGGUAUACAUAAGUAUAUAAGACCCAGAAGGAGAUGGAGACGAAACGAUUGGCCGCAGAAAGCUCUGUUCGGUCAGCCCUUUCACAGGGCUUCUCAAUCACCGCCCCACUGCACUGCGACUAUAGCUAACGAAUGAACACGCCAUGUGCCAGUCGCAAUAUCAGUCAG
Messenger RNA from Spodoptera frugiperda (fall armyworm), 1862 nucleotides. RefSeq names its product histone H2B, gonadal-like. The record is from RefSeq and is a predicted model, not a curated record. Lineage: Eukaryota; Metazoa; Arthropoda; Insecta; Lepidoptera; Noctuidae. Gene Ontology annotation, molecular function: structural constituent of chromatin; protein heterodimerization activity; DNA binding. The transcript has 2 exons. Gene Ontology annotation, biological process: nucleosome assembly. Bases 1136 to 1660 code for a protein of 174 amino acids. Gene Ontology annotation, cellular component: nucleosome.